AUGGCGGCUGCUAAGAUGAAGGAAGACGACCUCGAAGCCAUAUAUGGUCCUCCACUGAGCAGCGACGAGGAGAAUGGCUCUUCUGCUGAGAUCGAAACAGCGGUCAAGCGCACCAAGCCUCUGACGCGCACUUCCCCGAAGCGUCCAGCUCAUACCGCAGCUAGUUCAAGGAGCAAACGCAGAAAGUUGAAAGACGAACCGUCUCUCGAAGCCAUCGAUCUGUCCGGGCAGUCUGGCAUGCAAGAACCAUACUUUCUGUCCUCGGGCUCUCAGAAGCAGAGUUCGCAGAAGAGAAAGCUACAGCAGACGUACGCUCAUCGCAAGACGUUUGAACGGUUGGAUGAUUUGGACGUGAUGCUCAACCAACCGAACGGGAAGCAAGACUUUGUCUUACAUGAAGUAGUAGAGAAGCGCAGCAAUGGUGCAGGAAGUAAACGGGAGUUCCUUCGGGCCGCACCAUUACCAGGCAAGCACCCGACGAGGGCCACCAGAGCGUCUAGAAAGAUGUUAGAUAUCGCGGAUCUCCCGUCAGCGAUCUCCGAGCGAAAGGAUUCAGACUUUCAAAUGCCCGAGUUGCCCGGCAUCACGUCUUCAGCCACAACGUCGGCGACAGACAUUACCUCGAUCUUUGAAGAACCAAUUGUGCCUAUUAGCUCUCGGCGCAGAUCGGGCUCGACGUCGUCUCUAUCGUCUGCGAACUCAAUGUUCAUUUUGGAGAAUGAAGCCGAUCUGAUGGAACAGUUUGAACCGCUUGAAGUAGGCGUAUGUUGCCCAAUCUGCCAGCAGCCUGUCCGCGAUUCCGAAUCGGUUUUUGUACCCGACAAUUUGCGUUCGUUGAGUUUCAAACAACAGCAGGCUUUUUGUACCAAGCACCAAGUGGCCGAUGCUAAGCAGGUGUAUCAGGAACGAGGAUAUCCCGACAUUGACUGGGAAGACCUCGAAAAGUCUCGGAUACCCAAGCAGAUGUAUCUGCUGAAAAAGUUGAUCAAUCGGCAAACUACGAGUGUAUACCUGGAUAAGCUGGACGAAAAGAUCAAGGCUGCCAAAGGAAAUGGAAAGGCAAUCCGGCAGUAUCUGGCUAAUGGGGUUGUCGAUGUUGCUCAGCCAGGCUACUAUGGUCCCAAAGGGACGAGGAUCAUGGUUACGUUAAUUACGGAUUCCUUGACGGACACACUCAAGGCAGCCCUCCAGUCUGACUCUGUACUUCGAGCUGCGGGCGUGGGUGGUUAUGUUAGUGCCGUGCUGGUACCGGAAUUGACUCUUCAGCUUGUCAUGGCUGACUUGAAUUUAUCUGAUGCUGCCGAGGGACGAAGAGUGUUGAAUGAGAGUACGAAGAUUGGAGUUUUGUUGAACCCAGAUGAUGAUCAUAUUGAGAGAGACGAUGACGACGACGACGACGACGACGACGACGACGACGAUGAUUGA
Molecule: messenger RNA, 1425 nt
Organism: Exophiala spinifera
Lineage: Eukaryota; Fungi; Ascomycota; Eurotiomycetes; Chaetothyriales; Herpotrichiellaceae
Exons: 1
Coding region: 1-1425 (474 amino acids)
Source: RefSeq, a predicted model, not a curated record